AAAAAAUCAAAAGAAAAAAAACAAAUUCUAAACCUUCAAAACAAAGUUCAAAUAUCGAAUUAAAAAUGGAUUUAGAAUAAGAAAAAAAUAUUUAAUAAAUACCAUAUAUUUAGAUAAUCCCUGAAAAUGAUAUUAAUAAUGUAUAAAUUUAAGAAUAAAAAUAAAUUUAAGUAUUAAAGGAAUUAGAUAAUUUUUAAAAAUCAAUAUUUAAAGAUCCUAAGCCUAAAAAAAGAGAUUUAAAGCUUGAUUUAAAGUCGGCUUUAGAAUUUAUGACAAAUGAAUCACAAAGUGACAAUUCUUAAAAGAAAUUAAAAAGCCAUUUUAAUUUUAAUUAAGAGGAAUUAUAUUAUGAGAAAUAAAAUAAUUAAUAUGAUAAUUUUCAUGAAUUUAAAUACUAUUGUGACGUAAGUAUGAAAAAAUGUUCAAGAAAAGAUUAAGAAGAUAGGUUUCAAGCUUUAUUUCCUAUAGAAUAAUAAUUAAAAUAUGAUGCUUUUUUCGCAGUUUUUGAUGGACAUAGUACAUCAGAUAUAGCCGAUAUUUUAAAGCAAAACUUACACAAAUAUAUAUAUUAACACCCACAAUAUAAUACAGAUUUACAAUAAGCAAUAAAAGAAAGUUUUAAAGAAAUAGAUUAGAAAAUAAUAUAAAUGUAAACAUAAUAGUCAUUAAAUUAGGGAGGAAGUACAGCUUUAUGUUGUUUAGUAAAAUAAGAAAAUUUAUAUAUAAUAAAUUGUGGAGAUAGCACUUGUGUAUUAGUUACAAAUGACAAUAAUAUAAUAUUUUUAAAUUAAUUACAUAAACCUUCUGAAGAAAAAGAAAUGGAGAUGUUAAAAAAAAAAGGAGCAAUUAUUUUAGGAAAAAAUCGUAUAAAUGGAUAAUUAGGUAUUUCACGAUCUAUUGGAGAUUCUGAAUAUAAAGAAUUUAUUACGUCUGAACCUGAUAUAUUUACACAUUAAAUUUAAGAAAACUAUAAAUAUUGUAUUAUGGCUACUGAUGGUUUUUGGGAUGAAGAAAAUAAUAAUCUUUUAAAUAUUGAAAAUAAUAAUAAAAUUAAUGAAAACUUUUAAAAAAUUGAAUAAAAUUCCCCUUUUUCUAUUAAAAUAGAUAAUUCUAAAAAAAAAGAAGGAUUCACUUUUUUCUGA
Ichthyophthirius multifiliis is the source of this 1142-nucleotide messenger RNA. RefSeq names its product protein phosphatase 2c, putative. Gene Ontology annotation, molecular function: protein serine/threonine phosphatase activity. NCBI's taxonomy places the organism in Eukaryota, Ciliophora, Oligohymenophorea, Hymenostomatida. Gene Ontology annotation, biological process: protein dephosphorylation. The record is from RefSeq and is a predicted model, not a curated record. The transcript has 5 exons.